AUGAAUGGCGUAGCCGUCCCAGGAACGUGGACGCCAAGAGGAGUGACGAAUUUUGGGCUCGACACUGAUCUUGAGUUCAAUGAAGCGGACUUUAGCUUUCUGGAGACAUACAAUCAAUCCGCGCCGUUUGAACCGUUUGACUGCCGGUCCGCAAGUGACAGAGGGCUACUGCCCGAUGCCUGCGAAGCCAGAGCGGUUCCGUCAUAUCGAGGAGUCGCUCUCGGUGCAGAGGCGUUCCGAAAGUCCGUCUGGAGAUUCACGCCUGUAUCGAAGGACUGUGCUACAUCCGAACAAGAAAAUAUCUCGCUCCCUCUCCGGGAUGCGUACGACUCUCCCGAAUCGCAUAUCGGAGCAGACCGUAGAGCGACAGCCGAGAGACUCUCUCAGGCAUCCCGAGACGCCAUCCUCGCCAUGGUGUUGCAGGCGUCGAAGCCGGAAAGCCGUCGCCGCCUGACAAUGUCCUUCCCGUCGACUGAGUUGCUCGAUACGUUACUGCAGUACUACUUAACGUGUCCGUUUUCAACUGCGUCGAGCUGGUUGCACUUUCCCAGUUUUGACCCCAACAAGGUCGAAUGUCCUGAGUUGCUUACCGGCAUGAUCGCUACCGGCGCGGCUCUCGCCCCGGACUCUGCUCUGAAUAAACUAGGGUUUGCCCUUCAGGAGGUAUUACGGACCACACUUUCAGUUGUAUUCGAGGAGGACAACACUCGCGUCAGAAACCUCCAGCUUUGGCAGACGUUUUUGCUGGUAUUGCAAGUCGGUCUAUGGAGUGGUAACAGCCGUAAAAUCGAGAUAGCUGAAAGCUUCCUGCAGCCGCUGGUCACGAUGGUCCGUCGGAGUGGAAGCUUCAGGAGGUCUAGUUACGCGCCCAUAGUAGUUCAGCCCGACGACGAUGAGAAAAUUCUUGCCCAACGUUGGAAGGAUUGGGUUCGACAGGAAUCGUACAAAAGAUUUGUGUAUCAUCUUUUUCAGCACGAUACCCAGGUGUCCAUGUGUCUGAUGUUCUUCAGCCCACUUAUCUCGUACGCAGAGAUGCAUCUGCCUCUGCCAGAGUCUCGAGAGCUCUGGCUUGCCGAGUCAGCUGAAGCCUGGAAAUAUGCCCUAAUGCGUGUGACGCGCCAUAUAUACUCCGACAGACACAUAUCCCUUGUCGAGGGCAUCAAACAAAUUGACUGUUUCUCAAUACUAGGCCCUGUUAUCGACCGACAUGAGUCCCGAAAAGCGCUCCUAUACGGCUUGUGGCGACUGGUAUGGGAGUAUCGUCAAUUCAGUUCGCUGAUCAAGGUCAACACCAACCACUACGGCCUGAUCAUGUCCUCCCGAUUCCAAGAGCUUCAUCAGUCGCUGCAGAACUUUCGCAUCUGUUGCGAUGAACCACUGGCGCCCACUGUGGACUCCAAAUGGAUCACAUUGACCCUUGAACUAGUUUUCAUGCAUCUGCACAUGUCCAUGGAAGAUGUCCAGGUGUUCGCCGGUUUGGAAGGUGAGGCAGACGCGAAACGCAUCUACCCUUCCCUAUGCUCGUGGUUUAACACUUCCGCUGCGCGCCAAGCGAUCUGGCACGCGGGCCAAGUUGUCCGUGUAGCCAAGUUACAGGCAUCCAGGCACCUGCGGGGGUUCUACUCGGUUGCUUUAUAUCACUCGACCCUUGCAUUCUGGGCAUACGGCGUUAUAUUGCAGUCUCGAGAUCGCGUGGAACCCUUGUCAACCGAGCCCGACAGUCAGCCUACGCACUCAGAUCCGGUUGUCUGGCUCGACGGACCGGAAAAUGUUGAUGUUAAACGAUUCGUUUCACUCAACCGAGGGUCACCGGCUCUACAAGAUCCCCAAGCUCACGGCGGCGUGGCACUUAUUUCCAUCCCGCCUGCAGUAAUGGACAUUGUUAUCAAGACUUUGCAAGACAAUCAUGAUCACGACGGGACCAGUUCGAACGGCUCGAGACCACCACUAAUUGAGAAUUUGGUGCAACUGUUGCGUGGAUUGCAAUCGGGAUCAAGGGCUGCGGCAAGUUAA
Eremomyces bilateralis CBS 781.70 is the source of this 2013-nucleotide messenger RNA. RefSeq lists its product as uncharacterized. The record is from RefSeq and is a predicted model, not a curated record. The transcript has 5 exons. Gene Ontology annotation, biological process: DNA-templated transcription. Gene Ontology annotation, molecular function: zinc ion binding; DNA binding. Lineage: Eukaryota; Fungi; Ascomycota; Dothideomycetes; Eremomycetales; Eremomycetaceae. The coding region runs from base 1 to 2013 and encodes 670 amino acids.